UGAGCUGAAGCCUAUCCUAGCUGACUUAACGCGAGCGGCAGGGUAUGUAAUAACUUGUUUACAAUUUUUUCAUCAAAUUUAAUUCGCACUGUAUGGAUAUGUUUUUUAUCAUCAUCAUCAUCAUCAUUUCUGAUGUAUUUUACACAUAGAGGCAAGUGACGCAGCGGGGAUGUCAGCCGUGGCACCACAGAAGAUCAUAGAUCCAAACAGGUUGCCCUGAUGUCAUCUUCUCAGAUGCACUUGCUUUGCUUUAGAUGCUUGGGUUGUCAUUAUUGUGAAUGGUGAACACACUGUUGCUGAGAUAUCAAAUACUGUACAAAGUGGCAUCAGUUUGGCCUUGUGAGCUCAUCAUAGACUGGAGACUCAUUCCAGCUGCUCUAUCCCUCACAUCACACCUAAUAAUACACCCUGACAACAGGCACCAAAGGACUGAGACGAGGGGGCUUGACUGACUCACGGAGUCUGGACCAGGACUAUAAAUAUAGUCAUCCGGUCAAGGCUAGCAGGGGGUACAACAGACAACCUGAGGGUGUAGCAGCCAACAACAACUUGGACAGACAUGUCACAGCCAGGUGAAGUGAAGAAGAAAAAGCGUCCGCCGAUGAAGGAGGAGGACCUGAAAGGAGCCCGCAGUAAACUGGGACUGAAGGGCGAGGUCAAGAGUAAAACCUAUGAGGUCAUGGUGGAGUGUGAGCGGAUGGGCAAAGUUGCACCAUCAGUGUUUAGCGGUGUAAGGACGGGGGCCGAGACCUCCCUGGACAAGCCAGCUGCCAAAGCUCCUGGAGCCAGUGUCUUCAACAAGUAGUCCCUCACUGCACCUUUCAUUACUAUUAGUGGAAUCACCUCUUCUUCUUGUAGUCAAUUUGCUGCUUUUUAUAGCUUUGCAGAUAUACAGUAUAUACUGCAUGUUGUUUCAAGUCAUUCUCAAAAAACUGGGGGAUUUGGUCGUGGCACAACCUGUGUUGACACAACAAGACUUUAUUUAAACAAUUCUUGUACUUUACUACUCUUGUAGUUUGCACAGUGACAACUUUCAUGAGUCAAAUCUGAUAAAGAACAUUGGCAUAUAUUCUUUUUUUUUAAUUUGACUAAAUAAACGAUGUCUGUAUGACUGAAAGCCUACUGCUUUCCACUUAUUGCGUUGUGUCAAAAAUGUCACCAACACACAAACCCAAGAUGCACGACAAGUCAGAGUUGCCCAACCUUUUCCAGCGAGGACCACAUACAGAUAAACUGAAGCCUGCGGGUGCUAAGUAUUAUUAUUCACACUCAAACUACCCAAACAAUUAAAAACACCAAAAAAACUACAUGUCAGAUUUGCAAUAAAGUCUUGUGAGCAUGUGUACCUAGGUGAAGAUGGGUCCCAGACCAAAACCUGCUCGGUAGCACUCCUCCUCUCCCCCAGGACAGUGAGAAAUAUUAACACCUGCCACUCGGGUGUCCCAUUGAUGUGAAAUCCAAUAAACAUGUUUAUCAUGAGUGGACGCACAAAUGUUGUCUACCAUUUUGUUUUGUAGGUGACAUUUUUCAGGAAUCUGGGCUACUUCUAUUUAUUGUGUGCCCCUAAUCAUCAUUCAUAAUCCUCUGAAGCGGGCUGUGUUUCAUUUUAUUUCCAGAAUAUGCCGGGAGCCAAUAAAAACCGAGCUGAGAGCUACAGAUGGCCACACUUUGGACACCCCAGCUAUAAGUGUAUUUGUGUCAAAGACAUACCAUAUAUCCGCACACAGCGGCGUCUUCUCUAAAAGUCGCCCUGUCUCAAUUAAUUGCACGGUGUGUCGUCACCGCUCCCUUUUUCCCCAGAAAAUACGAGGUAUCAAGUUAAGUUGUUGAGUUAACUGAUGAGCCAAGCAAACUUUGUUUGUCACUUUUUCAGUCUCUCCAGUGAAUUCAAGUGUAGUCUUACCAGCUGCUUGUAAACAGGUUCUCGGAGCAGAAGUAAAGAUAACCUUACAUUUUGGAGACUUCUUUUCUCGUGGCAAGCAUUCUAAUGGCUGGCCAGAUCCCCUCUGCUUGUUGAAAUGUCCGCCUUCUGGUCUCUUUGACGUUGGGUGCAAGUUAGUUGGUCAGCACUCCAUCCCUCCCCCUGGCCAAAGAGCUUACCUCAGUGGUGAAGUCAGCCUGUGUUCAC
Molecule: messenger RNA, 2128 nt
Organism: Dunckerocampus dactyliophorus (ringed pipefish)
Lineage: Eukaryota; Metazoa; Chordata; Actinopteri; Syngnathiformes; Syngnathidae
Gene: mustn1b
Product: musculoskeletal, embryonic nuclear protein 1b
Exons: 5
Coding region: 560-805 (81 amino acids)
Biological process (GO): tissue regeneration; chondrocyte differentiation; chondrocyte proliferation
Cellular component (GO): nucleus
Source: RefSeq, a predicted model, not a curated record